Molecule: messenger RNA, 2556 nt
Organism: Penicillium taxi
Lineage: Eukaryota; Fungi; Ascomycota; Eurotiomycetes; Eurotiales; Aspergillaceae
Product: putative spindle pole body associated protein SnaD
Exons: 1
Coding region: 1-2556 (851 amino acids)
Source: RefSeq, a predicted model, not a curated record
AUGGCGAAUGCUGGAUACACGUCACCGUUUCCUACGAUACAUGACACUAUCGGACAGUCAACACUAGUCACCCCUCUUUUUAUGCCCUCCUCACCGCCACACGAAUUAUCCAGUCCGACCCCAGGUUCUCCCUUGUCGGACAAAAGUUCCGUUUCCGAGCAUUUCGAGCACCGCGACAACAACAAUAAUGGAAACACUAGUGAUGGGCCUCCCUCAGACGACGAACUAGACAAUUUAACACGGCCAUCAACACCCGGAAGCCCGACGGGGUCAGACUUGGAUGCCCGUCUUGCGGAAUAUACUUUGGACUUUAGUCGAUUCCCAAACGGCCACAUGGGUGCAAACGAACCAGACGAACCAGACGAACAUGCCGAGUUGGAAGAUGAAUUGGGCGACCUGAGACACGAUGGGGAAGAAUACAUGUCCGAUGUAGGUGGCCCGGAAGAUUUCACCCAAAACCUCGACAAAUACUUGUUGAGCGAGGGUUUAUCGAGCAUCAAGAAGCCACGCGCCAAUGAUGUUUCGCUCCCGCUCGGCGAUUUAUCUCUUGGACUAAGACAGCCAGCUGUUGAAGAGGAGGGCGAGUCGGGUGAAUACAGCGAGUUUGGACCUCCAGUGGAUAUGUCGACUCCUUCGCAUCUUCUGCACAGGAUGAGUGCCUUUGCUAAGGAAUCGACCCAUCUCGAAGAUAUCGAAGAAGAUCCAGACGAUGACUUGCCAGACCCGGAAUCCCCCUCAAUCCGCAGAAUGCCUACGAUUACCGAGAAUGAGGCAUUAGAACGGGAGAAAUUCUUGCAUGAACGUAUCGUUCAACUAGAAGAGGAUUUGCAUGAUCGAGAUGAGCAGAUGCAGAAAAAUCACAACCGGGUUUUAGAGGCUGUCUCUGCUGCAGAACAAAUCAAGCACCUCCAAACUGAGCUCCAGCGCAAAAAUGAGUACAUUGAAGACAUGAAAGCUAAAGCUACCGACGAGGAAAGGCUUCGUGAGCAGGUUGAGUCAUUAGAAAAGCAGAACGCCGAACUGGAACUGCGUCUCCAGAAAUCAAAUUCGCAGAGCCCGGAACUAGAAGAACUCCAACAACAAAUGCAAGCUAUGCAGCAGCAUCGGAUUCAAGAUGCAAACAAGUUUGAGUCUGAGCGUACUGAGAUACUAGAGAAAAUGGCCACUUUGCGACAACAGCUCCAACAUACGGAAGAGCAGUUGGAUAGUCGAGACUCGACUCUCGAGGAUACGAUCGCCAAACUCAAAGAAGUUACUCACUCAAAGGAGAUACUACUUCAAGAAAAGAACAACGAGAUUGAUCGACUGAGUGGCGUGCUUGAUGACCGGGUCCUGGAUAAUGAAAAUCUGGAAGCAAAGCUCGAGGCCCUCCACACAGACCAUGACGCCUUAGAAGAUCGUUUGACAGAUUUGGAAACCAAGAACCAUCCUCUGGAAGAGCGAAACCAGUCUCUUGAGGCAGAUCUCAGCCGUGUGCAGUCACAAGUUGAAGCCCAAGAGAAUGCUCUCAAAGCCGUGGCUGCAGAUUUGCCCAUGGCUGGCCGCAACACACCCCUCCAAACAAACAGCACCUACAGUGAAAUUCUUGACCUGAUCAAGGAUCUUGGCCUCGCAACCCCUGAUUUGAUAACCCCGUCACCAGCAAAGGAGGAGUUCUUCGAGGAUCACGAUGUGGAGCAGCUUCGUCAGGAUAUUACCAAGCUCCAACAAGAAUUGCAAGACGCUUUGGCCGCACAGAAGGCCGCUGAUGCUGAAGCAAGUCGUCAGCGUGAACAGGCCACCGAAACGCAAGCUCUCAUAAAAACCAUCGAAGGAGAGAACUCUCGACUGACAGCCCGAGUGAAAGAGCUAAGCUCAGCACUCAAAAAGACCGCCGAGGAUUUGAUUCGUAUGAAAGAAGAGCACGCCGCGUCUCUGGAAACUGUUGCUACUCUGCAAGAGGCGGCUCUCCAAGCUCCCACUCCACCUUCGCCACCCACAACUCAACAACCUGCUGCCGUCGAUACGGCUGCCCUGGAAGCUUCACACCAACAACAAAUCAGAAGCCUCAAAACCGCACACUCAACUAAUGUAUCCACCCUUCGCGUUUCACAUGCCGAGUCGAUGCGGAAAAUCCGCAACCUCGUCACAGCAGCCGAGCAACGUGAAGCGGAUCUGCGCACAGAGCUGACAACUCUACGUACCGCUAGUUCCCGCCAAGAAUCUCAACUGCGAAAGAGUUUCAGGUCUGAGAUUAAACGUCUGGAGAAUGUCAUCGCCGAUAAGGAUGAGACUACGGCUGCCAUGGACCAGCGUAUCGCUUUGUCUGUGGAAAAGCGAGAAAGCGAGUGGGAACGUCGGGUAGAUCUCCUUCUCAAGGAGCGUGAUCGCAUGGCUAGCGCUCUGAUGAUGUAUUGGGGCGAGAACGACAUGGGUAAAGGACCUGGUUCUUUGGUGCCUUUGGCCGAAAGCAAAGACAGCCGUCGGAACGAAGAGCGUGGUGAGAAAAAGCAAGGCCAGGCUUAUCGUUAUAAAUAUUCCCAAAAACACAAGUCGAAGCGAGAUGACAAAGCUUAA